This is a messenger RNA of Bipolaris oryzae ATCC 44560, 375 nucleotides long. RefSeq lists its product as uncharacterized. NCBI's taxonomy places the organism in Eukaryota, Fungi, Ascomycota, Dothideomycetes, Pleosporales, Pleosporaceae. The transcript is spliced from 2 exons. The coding region runs from base 1 to 375 and encodes 124 amino acids. The record is from RefSeq and is a predicted model, not a curated record.
AUGCAGUUCUCCGCCGUCCUUCUCGCUCUCGCAGCCAGCGCCUCCGCUGCCGUCCUUCCCCGCGAUGGCAUGGGCCAGUGGGCCGUCACCGUUACCGUCCAACCCGCCAUUAGAGAUGUCUACCUCCACGCCGAGUUCACUUCGGAUGAGUAUCCUGAGGACAAGAAGUUGAGGAGCACCUGUGUUGAGGCUCCCGAAGCCGAGCUUUCUGUUAUCCACAGAUGCGACCGCGCCGCUUUCGAUUUCCAGUGGGACGGAAAGAUCCUCAGCGUUCAACAAACUCUUCCCAGUGGUGUCACCGUCUUCGGUUCCGCCCCCUACGACGGCAGCUGCGAGUUCGACGCUGUCAUCCCCGUCGACAGGGCCAUCGUCUAA